AUGGAGUCCGGUGCUGCCGUCGGUGCUAACCCAGAAACGAUUGAAGUGGAAGGAAUUCUCUAUGGGCUCUUAAAGGCAAAGGCAGAACUCUGGAAUAUCAGCGAAGUAUGGAACUAUCUGCAUGCCUCAACUGAAGAAACCAAUCAAGAAGAAGGAUUUUGGUCUGAACUUCAUGUCGACCUUCUGGAACCUAUCGCAUGCCGUCUAGGUAUAGUAGAGCUUUUGGGUUUCCGCAGUAUUUGUAAGACAUGGCAUUCUGCUUCUUUUAAUGCUUCAGCUGAAAUUGAAUCCAAAGCAUACAAAACUCCAUGGUUUCUACAGUUUGGUGAAGGUUGCAAGUGCCUUUUGUAUGACCAAGUGCAAAAUCGCCAUUUCAUUAUAAAUAUCCCAGAGUUGGAGGGUGCGACUUGCAUUGCAUCAAAUGCAGGAUGGCUUCUUGUGUACAUAGAUGGUUCGGUCUUCUUCUUCUGUCCUUUCUCUCGGGCAAGAAUAGACCUUCCACCAUUGCCUUAUUCAGAGAUUACUGACCAUGUUGCAGCAAUUUCUUCAUCUCCCACUUCUCAGGACUGCAUUGUCUGUGUCAUUAAUCAUGAAAAUAGUAAGACAUUGGUGUUAAAUUCGAUUCGACGUGGUGCUACUGAAUGGACUACACAUGAGUAUCUUGACAAUCUAGAGCGCCUACACACCCUUACAUGUGCUGCAUAUUAUGAGGGGGUUUUCUUUUUUAUGGACUCUGCAGAUGCAUUAUUGACCUUCUCUCCAGAAAAAAUAAAAUGGGUUCCUCACAGGAUAGUCUCUGUUAAAACCUCUGAUCAUACUCCCACAUUACCAUUUGCUAUAGAAAAAAACUAUAGCACAAGAAGGAUGGAGAAAAGGUUGGGUCAGUUGGGAUUACGAGAACAUGUUUCAUUUUCCAUUUGUGGAACAAAGCUCACAGAAAUGGAAAUGGAAAUUGGCAUCUCUACAGUCUCCACGCAGCAGCAGUUUGUUAAGAAAAGUGAUGGAAGAUUUGUCCCUGUUCAGCUCUAA
This is a messenger RNA of Macadamia integrifolia, 1029 nucleotides long. Its product is annotated as F-box protein At3g56470-like. Gene Ontology annotation, molecular function: protein binding. The record is from RefSeq and is a predicted model, not a curated record. The transcript is spliced from 3 exons. The coding region runs from base 1 to 1029 and encodes 342 amino acids. NCBI's taxonomy places the organism in Eukaryota, Viridiplantae, Streptophyta, Magnoliopsida, Proteales, Proteaceae.